UAUUUCUGGGAGAUAAGGAACGCUCCUACUGUGAUUUGUGUAAUUACUGUAUGAGGCGAUUGCGGACUUGAACGAAGGCGCAGACGUCUGUGACAGGGUCAGGUACAACGACGACGGCGAAAGGUGGAAGCGUUGGUGCUGGUGGUGCCAGUAGCGGUGUAUCUACGACAGGAAUAACGCCGUAUGCGGAUAGAAAAAGUGCACAUAACGCAAGCAGUUUCAUUGAAAGUGGUGAUAGUGCCUUGACAACCAACAACCGUACGGGUGCUCCAGGAGCCCUAGACGCUGCAGCCGCCGCCACCACCACCAUUGCAACAUCAGCGAGCCUAAGACACAGCAUGAUGGACGUAAAGCUCAGUGCGGAUGUAUUUAAAAACUUUGAAAAGACGGGGAAGAGUGAAUUUUUGAAGAUCUUAAAACAGCAAGUGAAGGAAAAUGAUAAUCCGAUUUUUGGGAAAAAUUACGAGUUUAAAUUUGGGAUAUCUAGGGCAAUCUACGAUCUACUAUGGCAUGGAUUACGCUGCACGUUGAAGAAAGAUACAAUGCUGAAUACUUUGGCAGAUGUUGUGGCACUGCAUACUGAUUUUCCAACUGUUAUUCUGGACAUUGUGAAUAUAUUGGAUGCAGAAACUUCACUAAUGACCGAUGGCAUACAGGAGGAGCGUCUCAUGUUCAGUCAGAUUGUAAAAGAUCUCGACAAAGUGAUCUCGGAUAAGUUGAUAAAGGAGCGUUUAGAAAUAGACACCCUGCAAGAUGUAGGAAUCGUAAAGAAUAAGGUGUUCUACACGAAAUUUAUCAAAAUAAAAACUAAGCUUUAUUAUAAACAACGCCGCUUUAAUCUCUUUCGCGAGGAGAGUGAAGGCUACGCCAAGCUAAUAACUGAGUUAAAUCAGGAUUUUGAAGAAGGCGUGACUGCAACAAGCAUAAUGGAUAUCAUUAAAUCACUCAUAGGCUGCUUCAAUUUGGAUCCCAAUCGUGUACUUGAUAUAAUAAUUGAAUCAUUUGAGACACGCCCUGAACGAAGGCAUCUUUUUAUACCAUUGCUACGUGCGUACAUGCCAACUGGUUCAAUUAUAUGUGAAGUACUCGGUUAUAAGUUUCGUUACUUCGCUGAAACGCGAACGCCCCGCUCACUUUUCCACGUGUGUUCGCUGUUAUUAAAGUACGGUGUCAUUGAGCUUCAUGAUAUCUAUCAAUGGGUGUGUAAAAUUUCAUAUUUUUUAGAUAGAAUGUGGCACCAUUAG
Molecule: messenger RNA, 1244 nt
Organism: Rhagoletis pomonella (apple maggot)
Lineage: Eukaryota; Metazoa; Arthropoda; Insecta; Diptera; Tephritidae
Product: THO complex subunit 2-like
Exons: 6
Coding region: 339-1244 (301 amino acids)
Biological process (GO): mRNA export from nucleus; mRNA processing
Cellular component (GO): THO complex part of transcription export complex
Molecular function (GO): mRNA binding
Source: RefSeq, a predicted model, not a curated record